GUCGUGGCCGUGGACUUCAAUCCGGACCUGCCUCUGAACGAGGCGAAGGUGGUGAAGUAUUCUGCCACGGCGGAGUGGGAUGGCAGCGUCUACACCGUAGGCUCCCUUCUCGCCUACGCGCUGAUGGCCCAUAGCUUCGGCUACUCCUUCGCCUAUGCACUGGAGAUGGGCUCGCACGCCUUCUUCGUUCGCUCAGAUUUGCUGCACGAGGAGGACCAUUCUCUUCCGCUGCGCAAUGUCAAGAAGAACUCGCAUCCACCGGACACCGAGAACCGCCAGUUUGUAGACGUCCUGUACGACUUUGUCCCAGGUUCUCCUGGGCGGAGGGGAUGA
This is a messenger RNA of Symbiodinium sp. CCMP2456, 333 nucleotides long. The record is from the annotation of a GenBank genome assembly. Lineage: Eukaryota; Dinophyceae; Suessiales; Symbiodiniaceae.